AUGAACUCUUCCACAACCUCAUCCUAUGUCAUGAUCGUUGGACUCCAUGGCACUUGGCUAGCCGUCACGUACUUCGCCCUCGGCUUGGCCUUUGCCUGCCUCGUCGUUGUCCUCUUGGCUCCCGGCAAGCAUCCGGAUGCACCCGUCUUCGGCUAUCGCUCCAUGUUUGAGCCUACUCUGCUGUUGCAGGCAAGGUUCAUACUGGGCGCCCACGACAUCAUCCAUGCUGCGUACCAAAAGAUGAAAAACCAAACAUUCGUUCUCCGCCGAUAUGACGUCGACUUUUUGGUUCUCCCCAUGAGAUAUCUCGAGGAAAUUCGGUUACAGCCUCAGUCGAAGCUCAGCAGCAAGGGCGCGCAGGCAGGCAACCUCGCUCCGGAAUGGACAUCGAUGGAGUUCUUGUUCCGGUCAAAUCUCCAUCUCGACGUCCUAAAGAUGAAGCUCACACCGGAACUCUACAGGUUUGUCGACGAAGCGAAGGAGGAGCUGGCCUACGGUUGGCAUCGUGAUCUACCUCGGGCGGAUGACUGGACUGAAGUGAACAUCGAGCACCGGAUGCGCAUGUUAGUCGCACGGAUGACGGCCAAGGUCUUCAUGGGUGAACCGACAUGUCGCGAUCCAGAAUGGCUCAAGAUAUCCAACGACUUCUCCGUUGAUCUGUUCACGACCGCGUUCACCAUCAAGAUGUUUCCACCCUGCAUGUACUGGAUCGUCGCCUGGUUCAUCCCGGCGCGAUAUCGCACUCGCCGCCAACUUGCAGCAGGAAGGAGGAUCGUCGGCGAGCUCAGUCGGAAGCACGAACUGGCCAAGGAGAGGCGACGCAGGGGCGAACCCGUCGUAGAGCAGGACACGCUUCUCCAUUGGAUGCUGGAUCACGGCACGGCGAGCGAAGUCGAGGUGGGAGAGAUGGGAGCCCGGCAGUGCGUCCUGACGCUCGCCAGCAUCCACACAACUGCGUCUAACGUGUCGAACAUGCUGUAUGAUCUUUGCGCUCAUCCCGAAUGGUUUGACGUUUUGAGGGAGGAAAUUGGAGACAUUGCCAAGGAUCUCGGGCCGCCGGGCAGGGACCCCGAGGUCAGCGCGAGGGCGUGGUGCACUCGCAUGGACAAGUUUGACAGCUUCUUCGUCGAGAGCCAGAGGCACAGCCCCGUUCUGCUGCUCAACCCGCAGAGACUAGCGAUACAAGACAUCAGGCUCAAGGACGGCACUCGGGUUCCGGCCGGAACGCGGCUCGCGUUCGCCAACUACGAACAUUCGAUGGACUCGGACGUCUUUGAUGAGCCUCGGGAGUUUGACCCGAUGCGAAGCUAUCGCAGGCGCAUGUCGUCGGCCGACCAGCGCGACCUGCACAAGGCUGGCAUGACGCAUCCCGACAACCUCGCCUUUGGUUACGGGAACCAAGCCUGCGCAGGCAGGCAGUUUGCGGUGGCCGAGAUCAAGCUCAUCAUGGCACGACUCCUGCAUGACUUCGAGUUUCGAUUUCCCGAGGGCAAAGCUCGACCCAAAGCACGUCAUGUAAACGAGAAUUGCUUUACAGAUCAGACGAUGACACUGAUGAUGAGGAAGCGGCAGGUGUAA
This is a messenger RNA of Drechmeria coniospora, 1578 nucleotides long. RefSeq lists its product as uncharacterized. Gene Ontology annotation, molecular function: iron ion binding; oxidoreductase activity, acting on paired donors, with incorporation or reduction of molecular oxygen; monooxygenase activity. The transcript is spliced from 5 exons. The coding region runs from base 1 to 1578 and encodes 525 amino acids. The record is from RefSeq and is a predicted model, not a curated record. Lineage: Eukaryota; Fungi; Ascomycota; Sordariomycetes; Hypocreales; Ophiocordycipitaceae.